CACUAUGGAAAUUAGCCUGUCAUAUCUGGGAACAACCCGGUGCCAAUCGUCCGUUCUGUCUCAAUGAGUGCCUUGCGAUGGCCUCCCUCAGAUCCGGGCUAUGCCCGCAGAUAGCAUUAUCCUUUCCUACCGUUUCACCAGGCAACCCUAACCCAGCCAAGAGGAACCACCAACGCUCUCGGUUUCAGCAUUGAGCCAAUCAUACCACAUUAUGAUUCUCUCGGUUCGACAAAAAGACAAAAAUGUCCCCGUUAGUCUUUAAUGCAUGUUCGCUGUGACGUCCUGGUGGGCAAAGCCUUGGUAUUUCCAAGGUUAAGAAUGGGCAUGGCCCCCCAGAUUUGAUGACUUCUCUUUGCAGCACUUCUGGAAGGCUCGCAGGUUGUACAAUCAUUUAAAGAAACAUUUCCAACAUCUUUCAACUUAGGCUUCGUCAUCCGAUUCCAUUCAUUCUCCAAUUACACCUAAUUCGUUUCGGAUCACCUUACAUAUCUUCUUCUUACAGAACUACCUUACAUUCACAUCCGUCAUGCUGAGAGAAUUCUCCUCCAAAGGCUGGCGUCCUACACGAAGGGCUCAACGCUGUUUAUCGCUUUCGAUAGUUUUUGCGUGAGUCAACUACCUUCAACUCUUCAGUUGUUUACACUGACCAUCUCAACAGUGUGACCAUUUUAUUUGUCCUCUACGAAGUACCAUGGACUAAGCACACCGAAUUAGAAGUGAGCUAUAACUACCGCGGAGUCUUUCAUUACAACUCGAAAGCCGAAGACGGCAUGCCCAAUCUUCCAUUCAAAAAUUCCGCUGUCCGUAAAUCGACGGAUGAAGUGUGGUUCGAUACGGAGCCACUACCGUAAAUCGAUGGAUGAAGUAUUGGUUCGGUACCGAGCCAGAUUGAGUCCGUUUUGCUAGGGUAGAAGACCAACUGAAUAACCAAGGCAUUGUAAGAGGGUCUGAGGAAAUACUGUAUUUCUAUGGGAUCUUAGCAUGGGCAUCAGGAGUUACUGGAGUCGCGAGCGGCACCCGGAUGAGACCUUCUCUGGAUUUUGGAUAUCGGAAACUCGGUUGCGUCUAAAUAGACUGGGCGACGAUGCUUUUGCAUCAUGCGAGCGAUACGGCUCAGUCACAGUGGAGGUCUUGACUGCGGAAACGAUUUGGAGCAUUUGUCAUAUCUCGCUUUCCAGAUACGGCCAAAUCGAGUCUAAAGUAAACCACUCCGAUUUAGAGGAGAACGGGUACAUAUGGCAGCCAAUCUUGUGCAACCGAGUUGGCAAUCGAGUGAGCGACACUCGUACUUCUGGGGAGGACACUCGCAUGGUGAAGAUCUAUACGAAGAUCAGAAGCUUAUAUGGAUUUG
Messenger RNA from Hymenoscyphus albidus, 1351 nucleotides. Lineage: Eukaryota; Fungi; Ascomycota; Leotiomycetes; Helotiales; Helotiaceae. The record is from the annotation of a GenBank genome assembly.